Rotaria sp. Silwood1 is the source of this 4026-nucleotide messenger RNA. Lineage: Eukaryota; Metazoa; Rotifera; Eurotatoria; Philodinida; Philodinidae. The record is from the annotation of a GenBank genome assembly.
AUGACAGAUCUUGAUAAUACACAAAUAAUAACAGCUGAUGAUAGUCUUAUACAAAAUUCAUCAACCAUUGAAUCAGAAGCUUCAUUAAAAAUUAUAAGUGGUACUGAUUCCAAUACAUAUCAAAUCGGAAAAGAAACAAUUAUUGGUCGAACAAAUCCAUCGGACUUAAUUAUUUCUGCUCCGUCACUUUCAAAACAACAUGCAAAAAUAACUUUUAAUAAUGGGCAAUAUUUCAUUACCGAUCUUGGUAGUAGCAAUAAAACUUUCCAUAAUAAAGUUCAACUUCAACCAAAUGUUUGUUAUGCAUUACAUGAUGGUGAUGAAAUAAAAUUAGGUGAUAUUAUUUGUUUAUUUGAAGAACAACAAACACAAACGAAUAAAAAUACACUUUCUGAACCAAUAUAUGAAACUUAUAUACCACCAGUUAAUACCUUAGUUGAAGAGGAUUCACCAUGGCCUUCGGAUGAUGAGAUACCUCCGCUGGUUAUUACAGAAACAAAUGUUGAUGUGAUUCCAUCAACACAAACAAUAACUGAUUCAUAUGAUGAUCAAGAACCAACACAACCAAUGAAAAUUUGGAAUAGAAAUUCUAAUAAUACAAAUGGUCUUACACGAACAAGUAUAAAAAGUUCUGAUGAUGAAAUAUUAAAACAAAAUGGUUUAAAUGAAUCAUCAUCAAAUAAAUCUUCAUCAUUUAUUCCAUCAACAUUAUCAUCAAUAUUAAAUAAUGAUGAUGAUGAUAGUUUAGUUAUUGGUGCAACACCAUUACCAGCAACUGUACCAUUAGUUAUUGAAACAACACAAAUCAAUAAUGAUGAUCAAAUUGAAAUUAUUUCUUCAUCACGAACUGAACAAAUUAUUAAAGAUGAUGAUAAUAAUCAAAUAACUAUUGAAACAACAACACAAAUUGAAAUUGAUAAAACUCAAGCAUAUACACUUCAACCAUCAACAGAAGAAGAAAUUUCUUCAAAUGAACAAAUAGUUAAUAAAACUCAAUCAUAUGAACAUGAACAUGAAGAAAUUGUAUCUGAUGUUAUUGAAACAAAACGUGAAGAAGUUCAUCAAGUUGUUAUGGAUGGUGAUAAAAUGAUUGAAGAAAUUAUUACUACAACAACAACAACAACGACAACAACAACAACUAUAUCUGAAAAUGAUGAUCUACCAAUGGAAACACAAGUUUAUGAUCUUCAAUCAACUAAUGAAGAAACUACUACAAUUCUUACUGAAAAUGAAAAUCCUUCAGCAGAAACACAAAUGUAUGAUCUUCAACCAACAAAUGAAGAAAUCUUUAAAACAUCUACUAUUGAAGAUAAUAAUACACUAUUAGAAACUAUUCAACCAAUAAAUGAAGAAAUUUCUAAAACAACAACAACAACUGUUGAAGAUAAUUAUCGACCAGUGGAAAUUAUUCAAUCAACAAAUGAACAAACUACUGUCAAUCUUCCUGAAAAUGAAAAUCUUCCAAUGGAAACACAAGUUUAUGAUUUACAACCAACAAAUGAUGAAACUAAGGAAACAUCUACUUUUGAAAAUAAUAACCUACCAAUGGAAACAUUAGCUUAUGAUCUUCAACCAACAAAUGAAGAAACUACAACAGUUCUUACUGGCAAUGAAAAUCUUCCAGUAGAAACUCAAGCUUACGAUCUUCAACCAACAAAUGAAGAAACUACUACAAUUCUUACUGAAAAUGAAAAUCCUUCGGCAGAAACACAAAUCUAUGAUCUUCAACUAACAAAUGAAGAAAUUUCCAAAACAUCUACUAUUGAAGAUAAUAAUACACCAUUAGAAACUAUUCAACCAAUAAGUGAAGAAAUUUCUAAAACAACAACAACUAUUGAAGAUAAUAAUCCACAAGUAGAAAAUGUUCAACCAUCAAAUGAACAAAUUAAUUUAGAUGCAACUGCACCUGCUGUAUGUGCUGAUACACAAAAAUAUAAUCUUGAUGAACAAAUUGAUGAUACAUCACCAAGACCAGCAUCAGAAACAUGUGAAAUUGUACCAAUGUCACAAUUAGUUGAACAACUUCAACAUGUUGAUAAUACUGUUGAUGAUGCAACACCUAAACAACAAAUUGAAGUUACUAUUGAUCAAAAUGUUGGUAAAGAAGUUGCUGAAGAUGAACAAAUGGAUACUAAUCAAACAGAACUUCCAUCAGCAACGGUUAAUGAUGAACCAAUAAUAACACCAACACCAGCAAUCGAUGAACAACAAGCAAGUGUUAAUAAAAAAGAAGAUGAAAUUAUAGCAACAACCAAGACAGAUGCAAUAUCAAUUAAUGAAACGAAUCAAACUGAUACAAAAGUUCAACCAACAACUAUAGAUCAAGAAACAAAAUUGGAUACAUCUUUAACAACAACUACGAUUGAAUCAGAACAAAAAAUGAAUGAAUCGAUUCCUACUUCUGCAUCUGAAGAUAUACCAUCAUCAACUCUCGAUACAACUGACAAACAACAAGAAGAAAUUGAAGGAGAUGAAGAACAUGAAGGAGAAGAAGUAGGAGAAGAGACUGAAGAAUCAGUCCCUGUUACAGGUCGUAAUCAACGUGGUAUUCCUCGAAGAGCUGCUCGCCGUGCUCGAGGUCGUCGCGGCGGUGCAACACGAGCUCGUGUUGUUAGUACACGUAUACAUGGUGGACGUCGUAAUCCAGUUUUACCACCAACAAUUGAUAAUCAAAAUAACAAUACAACAUUAGAAGAAACAGUAAAUACUGAAGCAGAAGAAUCACCACAAAAAUCUUCAACAACUGAUAUUGAACAAAAAUCAAGCGACACACAACCAAUAAGUCCAACACCAGCCGAUGAAACAUCAUCACCUACUCAAACAAAUAUGAAUGCAAAUAUUCGAGUUUCGGCUCGAAUUAAAGCUCGUGCAUCAAGUGGUCGAAAUCGUUCCUUUCCAUACACUGAUGAUUAUGUUGAUUUAGAUGAUCUUGAAAAACAAACGAAAACUCCUAUUACACCACCAUCAACGACAACAAUAGGUCGUAGAUCAACUCGUGGUGGACGUGGUUCAUCAACAUCACAAAAACGUAUUAGUCUUCGACAACAACCAAUCGAUACAUCAGAGAGUCCAGAGGAAAAAACUAAAAAACAAAAAGAUAAUACUGAUAUUUACGAACAAAUGGAUACUGGUGGUGAAAAUGAAGAACCAACUUUAUCAACAAAAACCGUUGGACGAAAACGUAAAAGUACAACACCUGUUGCAUCAACUACUACAAAACGAACUCGUUCAACAACAACACCACAAACAGCACCCGCAACAAAUACACGUCGUAAACAACCUUCUACUACAGAUGAAUCAUCUUCACCUGAUCCAGUUACACCAAGACGUGGUCGAAGAUCAACAAAACUAACUACACCAACUGAACAAUCAUCACAAGAACAAACUUCAACUGAUGAUCGACCUGUUCGAAUAGCUCUUAGUAGUCAUUUAAAUUUUGAUCAAAGUCAUUUAGAAACAUUACGUAAAUUAGGUUUUGAAAUUAUGGAUGAAUCAUGUCAAGUUGAUGCAUUAGUUGUUGAUCGUAUACGACGUACAAAAAAAUUUUUUAUGUGUCUUGCCCGAGGUGCACAUAUAUUGUCACCAACAUGGAUUGAAACAAUGAUAAAAGAAAAUCGUUAUUUACCUUAUGAAAAAUAUUAUUUACAGGAUACAAAUGCUGAAACACGUUAUGGUUUUCAAUUACGUGAAAGUGUUCGUUUAGCUAAACAACAUCCUAUAUUUGAAAAUUAUAAAAUUUUUUGUACGAAAGAUACAUCACCACCAUAUGAUGAUUUAAAAGAUAUAAUUGAAGCAGCUGGUGGAAAAUUUAUUGAAAAAAUUAAUUUAAAUAAACCAGGAAAAGAUUUAGUUUGUAUUGUUGCACAAGUACAUAAAAAUGAAUAUGAAGAUUUAUGUAAAAAAGGUGUACCUAUUGUUAGUGAAGAAUUUGCUUUAAGUGGUAUAUCAAAACAAAAACUUGAUUUUGAAGCAUUUUCUUUAUUUCAAAAUGUUGCUACGACAGUUAAGCCAACUGGAAGUAAAUAA